GCCAAUAAAGCGUGAACCCGUCCGUCCAGCUCGCACUUGAAGACAUCGCAAGCGGCCGCAGGGACGCCAGUCGAGCCAAGGGACGCUCACUGGGCGCUUCUCGAUCCGGGUGCACCUGGCUGCACCCGCUCUGCGGGCACCGGCGACCUUCGGCGGAGUUGGAAGUGCCACGCGCGGUCCCUGGUACUCUUUUUCCUCAGAACGUGGGCACGCCUCGGCGACUCCUUUCUUGAACUGUCCCCAUUCCCGCGCCUCAGCCCCGAAAAGGUGGGACGACCACCCGGACUCGACUCACGGGAGCGAAGCGCGCCGGGCCAGCAGGGAUCGAAGAUGCCCCGUGCGUUCCUGGUGAAGAAGCCAUGCGUCUCCACGUGCAAGAGGAACUGGAGCGAACUCCCGGACGAGGAGCGCGGCGAGAUCUACGUGCCAGUCAGCCUGGGCUUCUGCCCACCACCACCCUACCGGGAACCAGAGCCAUCCGUGGCCGAACCCCCUCCUUGCCCUCUGGCUUUGGACAUGAGCCUUCGGGACUCCAGCUAUAGUGUGGCCCCAGGGCCCUGCGUGGUGGCCCAGCUACCCCCUGAAGAUGUGAGCCAUCUGACAGAUCCCCAGAGCAGAGACCAGGGUUUCCUACGGACCAAGAUGAAGGUGACCUUGGGGGACAGUCCGAACGGAGACCUUUUCACCUGUCACAUCUGCCAGAAGGCCUUCACUUACCAGCGCAUGCUGAAUCGACACAUGAAAUGUCACAACGAUGUCAAAAGGCACCUGUGCACGUACUGUGGGAAGGGCUUCAAUGACACCUUUGACCUCAAGAGACACGUCAGAACCCACACUGGUGUGCGGCCCUACAAGUGCAGCCUGUGUGACAAGGCCUUCACCCAGCGCUGCUCUCUUGAGUCUCACCUCAAGAAGAUCCAUGGCGUGCAGCAGAAGUAUGCGUACAAGGAGCGCCGGGCCAAGCUCUAUGUGUGUGAAGAGUGUGGCUGCACAUCUGAGAGUCAGGAGGGUCAUGUCCUGCACCUCAAGGAAAACCACCCCGACAGCCCACUGCUACGCAAGACCUCCAAGAAAGUGGCUGUGGCCCUGCAGAACACUGUCACUUCCCUGCUGCAGGGCAGCCCCCACCUCUGAGCAGCACAGGCCCCAGGAAGGACCAGGUUUACCUCCCUGCUGCCUAGCUGGUUCACCUUCCUGCAGCCUCUUGCCAGAACACCAGUGAACAGGACCAGAGCCCUAACGCCUCAUGCUAGGCACACCUACGCACUCAGGCACUGACUUCUGCUCACUUUUGGAAGUCUGUCUUACAGACAGAGUCCUGAGCUUGAGACGAUGGGUGCCUGUGUUUGUGCAGGGGUGAGGCCAAGUGAUUAAAAACAGCUGCUUAGAGAGACAGGCCCUGCUUCCUUGCAGCAGAACUCUGGACAUGUGUUGAGGGGGAGCCUGAGUACAAGAUGGGCAAUGGAGCCCCAUGGACCGCAGAGCCAAGACACCAGCAAAGAGCAUCCCUGCAGACUACUGUGGCAGCAAGGCUGGCAGAGGCUCACAUGCCUGCAGGGCUAAUUCUCAGGGUUCCAAGGGCUCUGCCCUUUCAUCAGAGGACCACAUGUGUACAGCCAUGUUGGUGCUUGUGUGUGUGUGUGUGUGUGUGUGUCACACUGCUUUAUGUGUGACUUAGUCACAUGUGCACCCACGGCCUUCCAUAUCACCUCAUUCUUAAGAGACCAACCACGAGGUGCCAAGGAGGUUCUAGUCCUUUUUUUAAAGAUGACAAAUGUACAGAUAUUAAUAUAUUUUUGGUGCCCACAGUAAGACUGUUUUUUAAAAGGGAUGGAGCUGGCUUUUUCUCCAACCCUAUUGAUUCUAUUUAUCCUGGACAUUUCAAACCUCCUCUGUGCCUUAGUUCUGGGGGUGGUAAUGCAGACUCACCCUGUUCUCUGAGCUGUUCCAUUAAAGACCUUCCUGCCCUGCCCAGAAGAUGCAUUGUUCCUCUUGCCCUGCCCCUGGACAGUGCCUCACCUCUCUCUCUUCCUUCCCUGGCAUCACCUCCUUCCACAUGCUUCUCCAGGCCCCAGUUUUCCUGGUAAGCCUGAUGACAGCUGACUGGGUGUGGCUAAGGCUGGUCCUACUUCAACCAUAUGGGCUGGUAAUUUUUUGACACCAACUCCAAGUCCACCAUCUAAAGUACUAAGACAAGGCCAGGAACAGGCUGGGAGUCUGAGUUUUUUCCUGGCCAAGUCAAAAAUUCUUGAGCAGCAGCAAAAUUUGAGACAAUAAUA
This is a messenger RNA of Peromyscus californicus insignis, 2279 nucleotides long. RefSeq names its product ovo like transcriptional repressor 1 (gene Ovol1). The transcript has 4 exons. Lineage: Eukaryota; Metazoa; Chordata; Mammalia; Rodentia; Cricetidae. The record is from RefSeq and is a predicted model, not a curated record. Gene Ontology annotation, molecular function: DNA-binding transcription factor activity, RNA polymerase II-specific; RNA polymerase II cis-regulatory region sequence-specific DNA binding. Gene Ontology annotation, cellular component: nucleus. Gene Ontology annotation, biological process: regulation of transcription by RNA polymerase II; epidermal cell differentiation. The coding region runs from base 331 to 1134 and encodes 267 amino acids.